AUGAAAGAGAACGUAUUCGAGAACAAUGUUGCGCAAUUGGCGCACUAUAUCCGCCAUAAGUGUACCAAUGUUCGCACUGAACGAGUAGAUGGCAAGGUACGUUAUAAAGAAGUUCAAAAAGCGGACUCCGAUGUCCAUGCUAACAGCAGACGGUGAUCUUUGCUCUGGCGUGCCGAGACAAUAUACAGCUCGAGAUUGUCGUUUUUUACCACCAGACGUACGCGGCCCCCUUGCUGACGUUCCGCAUCUGGCAGCUGCAAGUUUCGGACGACAUCGAGACUCGCCGUCUCGUUUUCGAUCAGACGCUGAUAGACAAGCUUGUCACCCGCAAUGGGUCACUAAGGGUCGAUCGACGCGUGGACCCUGCGAUCACGCUAGUGGACCAUCCAGUCCUGGGGAAACCGUUCUACCAGCUGCAUCCGUGUCAGAGUGCUCAGUUGUUGGAAGAUGUUGCUUUGCAGGGCCCAGAGUCGCUCGAAUUUUGGUGGAAUUUCUAUUCGUCGGUGCUGAUAUGAUUGGCCGUGAUAAAUAAAUUAUUGCUGAUUUUUAUAACUCGCCCCAGCAUGGCAUCUUCUUUCAACCAAACACGAACGCAGAUUGUUGGUGUGGAAAACCAGUUGGCUGGUCUUCUGGCAAGCUACAGCUCGUUUGCAUCCGCGCCGGGACCGGAGCCAAGUGCUGACGAGGAACAGCUCGAGCGCAAAAUCAACGACACAUUCACUAAUCUCUCGGCGUUGGUUAAGGAGCUUAAUCGGGUGGUGGACUCGCAAUCUCUCAAUAACACUAUUUCCGCAUCGAAGAUGCAGCAAUUGGCGCGUCACAGGGAGAACCUCAACCAGUGCACGGUCGAUUUCAAUCGAAUUAAGUCUACAAUCAAACAGGAACGUGAUAAAAUAAAUUUACUCUCUUUCGUUCGCACAGACAUAGAGGACCACCAGAGACGCGUCGACAGUUCCGGUGUUUCGGACGGCGAGGAUGGCUACAUGCUGAAUGAGCGUCUGCGGCUGAAUCAGCAACAUAGCGCCAUGGAUACCCUGCUGAGCCAGGUGUUCGAGACUAGAGACGAGAUCCUCAGACAGCGCAAUGUUUUGGGUAGUGUUGGGAACCGGCUUCAGCGGUCACUAAGCACGAUGCCAGGGCUGAAAGUGCUGCUUUCCAAGAUCAACACUCGCAGAAAGCGUGAUUCGCUGAUUAUCGCCGGUGUCAUGGUCACAUGCAUAAUUUUGCUGUGGUUUUUAGCAUAGCUAAGAUUGACGACGAC
Ogataea polymorpha is the source of this 1261-nucleotide messenger RNA. RefSeq lists its product as uncharacterized. The transcript has a single exon. Gene Ontology annotation, molecular function: SNAP receptor activity. Bases 564 to 1244 code for a protein of 226 amino acids. NCBI's taxonomy places the organism in Eukaryota, Fungi, Ascomycota, Pichiomycetes, Pichiales, Pichiaceae. The record is from RefSeq and is a predicted model, not a curated record. Gene Ontology annotation, cellular component: Golgi membrane; Golgi medial cisterna; SNARE complex. Gene Ontology annotation, biological process: endoplasmic reticulum to Golgi vesicle-mediated transport; vesicle fusion.